Molecule: messenger RNA, 902 nt
Organism: Dendrobium catenatum
Lineage: Eukaryota; Viridiplantae; Streptophyta; Magnoliopsida; Asparagales; Orchidaceae
Product: ethylene-responsive transcription factor ERF061
Exons: 1
Coding region: 73-807 (244 amino acids)
Biological process (GO): regulation of DNA-templated transcription
Molecular function (GO): DNA-binding transcription factor activity; DNA binding
Source: RefSeq, a predicted model, not a curated record
UCACCCUCGAGGUUAAUCCUUGAAGAAAGCUGUCGGCUUCAAGUAUAAGCCAUCUCCCCCUCGCCGGAAAACAUGGAAAGCCCAACUCCCUUCACCUCUCCCGGCGAAAUCAACUCCACUUUAUCGAGCAUCCUUCUCUCCGGCACCAACGCCAUCGACUCUAUCUUCUCCCACCUUCCGCCGCCGACCACUCUCUCCCCUACAGCAGAGCCUCUCGGCUCCUCCGUCUACCUCCGCCAGACCGAGCUCCUCCUCCGCUUCGGCUACCAGAACCGUGUUGCGGCGGCUGCAGCAGAAGAAGCAGCAAUGAAGAAGAAGAAGAUGUACAGAGGAGUAAGGCAACGUAAUUGGGGCAAAUGGGUCGCCGAGAUCCGGCUGCCGCAGAACAGGAUGCGGCUGUGGCUCGGUACCUACGACUCAGCUGAGUCUGCCGCAUAUGCUUACGACCGAGCUGCGUACAAGCUUCGCGGCGAGUACGCGCGGCUUAACUUCCCAGAGCUCCGUGACGCCGGCGUUGACUGCUCUGAUAAACUUCGCGCGCUUCGUUUAGCUGUGGAUUCAAAGAUUCAAGCUGUUUGUCAGCGGCUCUCAAAGCAGAGGAGGCUUAAAAGAAGCGGCGGCGUUGGCGAGAGAGUGGAGAAGAAGGGGGAGGAGAGGAAGACGACGUCAGAGUCGCCGUUCUCUGUCUCUGUAAAUCAGAGCUUAAUUAUGGCUGAAGUUGGAGGGGAGAUGGACGGCGGGGAGUGCUCGUUGGCGAGGAUGCCUUCUUUUGAUGUCGAGCUAAUCUGGGAAGUACUCGCUAAUUAGCCAAAAAGAAAAGCAAUUUUGUAAAAGAUCUGCGCUUUAGAGCAACAAGUUUGUUCUUAAUAUUAUAAAUUUGAAUCUGAUUUUUUUUUUUUAAA